AUGUCACUGAUAUACGGCCUCGCGUGUGCGCAGGGCAAAUACUACGUGGGGCGGUGCGACAACAGGUCGAGGAUCGACGACCAUUUUCGCGGCAUGGGUGCCGCGUGGACGAAAAAAUACAAACCGUACCGUCGACUGUUCAUCGAGGAAUGUGGACCAUUUGACGAGGACAAGCACGUGUUACGACUCAUGGCCGAACACGGCGUUGAGAACGUACGCGGUGGGACGUUCAGUCAGAUCGUUCUCCCGAGAUCGCACCUCGAGAUUAUCGAACUCAUGAUGCGAGGUGCGGGUGAUCGAUGCUUCAGGUGUGGUCAGUUGGGCCAUUUUGUGAACCAGUGUCCGAACGUUGUGCCUGGACGCGCGGACGAACCGUGGUUGCAUGAAGAAGACGAGCAGCUCCUCGGUGAACUGGAACUAGGCUCGACCAUCGAGGAAACCGAUGAAACCGACUAUAAAAAAUGUUGGUGCUGUUUAAAAAAUAUUUGGUGCUGUUUUUAAUCCGUCGCACAUACAUAGCUAGCUAGAUACAGCCCGCGCGGAUGGGCUGGGCACCCAUCCAAUCAAUUAUAUAUUAAUAGCAUUAUAACUUGUAAUAUAUGUAUUCAUGAGGUAUCU
Molecule: messenger RNA, 618 nt
Organism: Ostreococcus lucimarinus CCE9901
Lineage: Eukaryota; Viridiplantae; Chlorophyta; Mamiellophyceae; Mamiellales; Bathycoccaceae
Exons: 1
Coding region: 1-501 (166 amino acids)
Molecular function (GO): nucleic acid binding; zinc ion binding
Source: RefSeq, a predicted model, not a curated record